This is a messenger RNA of Pararge aegeria (speckled wood butterfly), 1311 nucleotides long. RefSeq names its product integrator complex subunit 12 (gene IntS12). The transcript is spliced from 2 exons. The coding region runs from base 120 to 845 and encodes 241 amino acids. The record is from RefSeq and is a predicted model, not a curated record. Lineage: Eukaryota; Metazoa; Arthropoda; Insecta; Lepidoptera; Nymphalidae.
UGUCUAUCUUGUCUAGUGUCUACUGUUUAUUACAAACAAAAUUUAUAGGCGAAAGAAAAGAUUUCAGUCUUCUAGGUUUCUUGGAAUUUUGGAUUAAUUUCAAUAUAUUACGUAUUGCAAUGUCUUCGAUAGAUUUUGACCCAUCCAUAAAAUUGUGUUUGAAAUAUUUACAUUCAAGCGCCUCUGACUCAACGGAACAACUACGUUUAACUCUUGACGAUAUGAUCAGACAGACUUACGGGAACUCGAAGACUCUGGGCAAUGUUUUACCAAAGAAAUACUUGAAUGAGGAGAAGAUGGAGUCACCCUCGCGGUCAAAGCACAAGAACGAGAAAAGUUCGAGUACCGCAAAGACAGUUGCUAUUCCGCAGCAAAGUCCGCAACAAAUACAAAUUCCUGAGAGGGAGAAUGACGAUGGGUCUGUUAUGGAUGGGGAACUAGAAUUCGAUUUCUUACAGGAGGACUUGACGUGUGUUGUGUGCAGGCAAAUAGCUGUGCAGGCAGGAAACCGUUUGGUUGAAUGUGAUGCUUGCCAUUCCCUGUACCACCAGGAUUGUCACAAACCUGUUAUAAGUGAUAAUGACAUGGCUUCUGGUUGGCAAUGUGCAUCAUGUCUCACAUCACAGGGGUUUGCUCAGAGCUACUCCAGUAAAUCGCCAGCAUCUAAGUCGCCCACUCAACUGUCUGGAUCUACAACUCCUGUUAAAAUAUCUUCAAGCAGUUCUGCAUCUUCUUCGCCUUCAAAAGUUGCGACCCCAAACAUCAACAUAAUAUCAGCAGAUAAAAGAAUACAGAAUAUGAAAAAGAAGGCAGCGAAACAACAUGAGAAAAAGAAAAGCAAAUAAUAUUCCUAUUAUGUAUCUUUGAAUAUUAUAAUUUAUAAUGUUGCCAAUUCUGUCAAACAAAAAUCUUUAAAUCAUAUAAAGAGUCAAUACUACUUUCAGACCUGUUAGCCAAAAUAUAUUACAAAUCCCUAACAGCUGUUUGUUUAUCCUAAAAUUACCUAAAAAGAAUCACACACGAUAGGUAUGUCUGAUUCUCUUACCAUAUGACUUUGAUAUCUUGUUGAUCUCUUUUUUAACCGGUUAAACAACAAUUAACACAAAUCAAUAUUCCAGAGGCAAUUUGUAUUUUUGUUCAGUUAUAAAUUUGUUUUUAAUAGUUUAUAUCUUGGAAACUUGAUAAAUAUGGUGGUACAUAUUAUCCCUUUAAUUUGGUUUUCAGAUUAUGUUACAACAGAAUCUGCACUACUUUACUAUAAUUGUCUUAUAAGCUCAAAAAUUUAAGUUUUAAUAUAUAAAUUAUCUAUAA